AUGCGGCGGAUCACCUCCCAAGUAGCCUUGCUGCUAUCGGCACUCACUUUGCUCGGCUGCAUGCGCCAAUUUGGGCGGCCCUUCAGCGGCAUCUGGCUUCGGACCAGCUCGUUGCCUGCGAGUGGGCGCAGGCCAAGCAGAGUCAUCAGGAUGGCUUCCACCGGCCCUUCUGCGAGGAUGUCUGAUGAGGAAAAGUUUUUCUUUGACCUGAACGGGUUCCUGCACGUUCGUGGAGCCCUUUCGAAAGACUUGAUCGACCGCAUGAACCAAGCAAUUACUGCCCACUCCAGCGAGAUCAAGGAGCGCGAGGACGGCGACCUUCGAAAUACCAGAUCCGGCAGCGCUCUAUCCGGCGACGGACACACAGGGCGGCGCGACCUUGGUGGGAUGCUGGGCUGGCCAAAGCCUCACUGCCAGCCCUUCCGGGAAGUCCUUGCCCACCCGAACCUGCUACCUUACUUGGUGGAGCUUUGCGGAUCUGGCUACCGCAUGGACCACCUGCCUCUAGUUAUAACCUCCCAGAAGGGAAGUGAAGGAUUCCACUUACAUGGUGGGCCACUGACGCAGGACGGCGGGUUCAACCCCACUCUCCAGUAUCGAUGCGUGAAUGGUCAGUUUUACAACUCUCUCCUCGGCAUGUCCGUCCAGCUCGUGGACCACGGUCCAGGUGAUGGCGGCUUUUGUGUCAUCCGUGGGUCUCACAAAAGCAACUUCCCGGUACCGGACGAGUUCCUGCAUGGCGGCGGCGAAGAAGCUAAGGCGCACUUCUACCAGCCAGAGACACGUGCGGGUGAUGUCGUCUUCUUCUCAGAAGCAACGGUACAUGGCGCAAUGGCCUGGACUGCAGAGCAUGAAAGGCGCAUUGCGUUGUACCGCUUUGCCCCGGCCACCGUAGCCUAUGGCCGCAGUUAUGCGCCGCAAUGGCCACAGGAGAUGCUGGAAGAUUUGACACCCGCCCAGCGGGCAGUAUUGGAGCCUCCAUAUGCAGGAGCGGCCAACGAGGAACAAGUGCCCGAGUCCAGGAAAGACCUGCGAGCCCAGCGAAAGCAGGGCGUUCUGACCCGGAAGCGCUUCUGGCCGAGCGUUUGGCCUCUGCCGCUAGGAUUGGAUGAGCGCCUGAACAAUCAGACCUCCAUCUGGCAAGAAUCUGUGAGAAACCUGGAAAGCGUCGUCGAAGCUCAGAGGGCUCAGUGGCAGUCCAUUCUGAAAGAGGUGAGGCAGCAUCCAGUUGCGCAGCCGGAGCCCUCGGCCCCUGCCGCGGAGCACAUGUAUGGCGCAUGCAACUCUGCACCGGCCAGACCUUCUGUAAAGAUUGCGGAGGGUGUGGAGCAAUCUGAGCAAACUCUCAAUGGCUCCCCCGCGAACAAGUUAGUGGCCAGGGCGACUUGGCACGAGGCACCGCCACCUGUCGCAGAGGAGCCGGCAUCCAUUCCUGGGAGCGUGGCCGAGGUGAACGGCACCAUCAGCGAUGGCCACACGUCGCCCAAGAGACGGAACAACUCCACAGUAAGCUUUCAGAGUCAGAAGUCGGAGGGAGAUGCCGAUUUCGAAAGCAAAGAAGACCGAAAGGCGUAUGAACACGCAGUGGCCAAAGCGGAGCGUAUGAUCAUCCUGCGCUCCUCCGGCCACAGUCGCAUCCAGCCACGGGAGAAGGACUGGCGUGAACAGCUCCAGAUUGCCUUGGAGAGUUGGUGGGGAGAGGGCCUUUGUGCCCUGGUCAUCUUCACGAAUUGCAUCGUCAUUGGCGUGGAAACCGAUGUUGUUGCACAAUCAUCGGCGGACCAGUCUCCCGAAGUCUUCUCCGUCUUGGACACCUUGUACACGCUGGUCUUCUUUGCAGAGCUGCUAGUCCGCCUAUCAGCGUAUGGAGGUGAUUUUUUCUGGGGCCCCAAAGGUCUGUUCUGGAACUAUCUGGACGUGAUCAUUGUAUGCCCCUCCAUGGUACAGCUCGCUAUCCGAGUCAUUUGGCAGUCUGGUGCCGACAACAGUGGUGGCAGCCUGGCGGUCGUGCGCGUGCUGCGCAUUACACGUGUCUUCAGAGUCAUCAGAGUGGUGAAGGUGAUGAAAUUUGUGCGAUCUUUGCGACAGCUUGUCGAAUCCAUUAUGCACACGAUGAAGUCUCUUGCGUGGUCCAUGCUGCUGCUUGUGGCCAUCAUCUACGUCUUUGCGAUCAUGUUCACUGAUGCCAGCGUUGCCCACAUGGCGGAUAAUCCGACGAGUGUUCUCAACCCCGAGUUGAGUCAAAGUUGGGGCACGCUGCACGCUUCCAUGCAUACCCUUUUCCGCGCCGUCUCGGGUGGCUUCGACUGGGGUGGCACGGCUGCUGCACUUGGAGACGUACACUGGGCCUGGCUGUAUCUGUUUACAGCGUACAUUGCAUUCUGCAUGUUCGCUGUGCUCAAUGUCAUGACAGGUAUCUUCUGUCAAGUAGCUGUCGAAAGCUCUCGCAACGAUCCACAAUUUUUAAUGCAGCACUUGCUUGCAGAGAAGGAUCGCCAAACCGAUCUGAUCCGGAACUUAUUUCGCAUCUUCGACAGGGAAAAGCGAGGCUACAUAGCGCUCACAGAACUGGAAGACAAGUUUAACGAUGAAACGGCCCAAGGGAUGAUGGGUCUGCUGGAGAUUUAUCCAGAGAGCAGCUGGUCUCUUUUCAAGAAGUUGGAUGAGAAUGCAGACGGAAGACUCAAUGAAGACGAGUUUGUGAAUGGCAUCUUCAAGUUGAAGGGUGUUGCAAAAUCCUGGGACGUCGAAUCUUCGCUGCAAUAG
Molecule: messenger RNA, 2766 nt
Organism: Symbiodinium sp. CCMP2456
Lineage: Eukaryota; Dinophyceae; Suessiales; Symbiodiniaceae
Source: the annotation of a GenBank genome assembly